UACUCACCUCUCACCAUGGCCAAGAAGCAGCUCACCAUCCAAGAGUGCGACGCGCUCCUCACGUCCCCGGGCACCAUCUUCGAGAUGGAGGAGCGCGUGCUGGGCGGACGGCGCAUGAAGACGUGGAAACACACCCCGCCGACGUUCCGCGACUUUCUCGGCACGUCUCUGCCGCGCUGGGCGGCAGAGGGGCGCGAGAUGGUGUCCGAGCCGGUGCCGGAGCCGGCAGCGUACUAUGCGCGUCAGAAGGUCUCCUACGCAGAGGUGUACGCCAAGGCGCUCAAGCUCGCCGGGUGGCUCCGCGAGCGCGGCGUCCGCGCCGGCACACGUGUAGCCAUCGGUGGCGCCAACAGCUCGGACUGGAUCGUCGCCUUUGUCGCCGUCAACCUCGUCGGCGGCUGCUCGGUGCUGCUCAACUCGAGCCUGCAGCCCGACGUUCAGGCGCACUGUCUCGCACUGACCAAGCCGGUCCUUAUCCUUGCUGAACCCAAGUACGCCGAGGUGAUUGCGCCGCUUGCUCCAGCGCUCGCGGAAAGGGGUGUGGGCAAGAUCUACUCCUGGGGCCAUGUAUACCACCUCCCGCGCGAGCUCCAGGCCAACAUCAGCGACAUCACCACCGUCAACCCGCUCCCCGAGGUCGUCGCUGCCGUCGAGCGCGGCGUGGACCUCGACGGCUACGGCCCAGAAUCUGACGGCGUCAUCUACUUCACCUCUGGCACGACGUCGAUGCCCAAGGGUGUGAUGCUUACGCAGCACCAGUGUCUAGUGCAUGUGCUCGCGGGGUCGAUCCCCGGUGCCCGUGCCCGCCUACGCGCGGGCGAGUCCCUCGAAUCCGCCCUCGACGUCGCCAACCCACCCCCAACCCAGCCAGUGAUGCUACUCCCCGUGCCGCUGUUCCACGUCACAGGAUCUCUCGGGUGGAUGGUCCGCGCAUUCGUCGUCGGCGCCCGCAUGGUCUUCAUCCGGCGGUGGAACGUCGAGGACGCGGCCAAGCUGAUUGUCGAGGAAAAGGUGGCCUACUUUGGCGGCGUGCCGGCUGUCGCCGUCGCCAUCAUCCAGAGCAACCUCCUCCCCAAGGACCACAUCAUCGAGGGUAUCACGUACGGCGGCGCGCCGCCCCCACAGCGCCUGGCCGCGGACAUUGCCACCCGCUUUGCGGGGGCCUCGGCACAGCACGCCUACGGCAUGACCGAGACGGCGGGGCUGAUUACCGGUGUCGCGGGGCAGGACUACAUUGACCGCCCCGAGGCGGUGGGCCUCGCCGUGCCAACUUGCGAGAUCCGCGUCGUCGACCCCAUGACCAAGCAGCCGCUCCCAGCUGGCGAGAUGGGGAUUCUCGAGUGCCGCGGGAACAACAUUAUGAAGGAGUACAUUGACAACCCGAAGGCCACGGCCGAAGCGCUCAACGCCGACGGCUGGCUCAACACGGGCGACAUGGCGAGCAUUGACGCCGAGGGGUACCUGUACAUCCGCGACCGGGCCAAGGACGUGAUCAUCCGCGGCGGCGAAAACAUCGCUUCCGCAGAGGUCGAGAACGCAGUGUACCUCGACAACCGCGUGGCCGAGGCCGCCGCCGUCCCCGUCCCGUGCGAGCGCAUGGGCGAGCGCGUCGCGGUCGCAGUCAGCCUGGCACCCGGCGCGAGUGCCACGGCAGAGGAGAUCCAGGCGGCGGUAAAGCCAAGACUCCGGCACGUCGCGCAGCCUGUCAUUGUCGUCGUGUGGCCCGAGCCGCUGCCCCGUAACGCCAACCGCAAGAUCCUCAAGUCGGACAUUAAAAAGGUCGUCCACGAGCACUGGGACGCGCAGGGCCGACAGGAGGUCAAGCCGCGGUUGUAG
Molecule: messenger RNA, 1836 nt
Organism: Vanrija pseudolonga
Lineage: Eukaryota; Fungi; Basidiomycota; Tremellomycetes; Trichosporonales; Trichosporonaceae
Product: Putative acyl-CoA synthetase YngI
Exons: 8
Coding region: 16-1836 (606 amino acids)
Biological process (GO): fatty acid metabolic process
Molecular function (GO): medium-chain fatty acid-CoA ligase activity
Source: RefSeq, a predicted model, not a curated record